GCGCGGGAGCCCGCGGAGGAGGAGAGCGGGGACUGCGGACAAGACUGUGGGAGCCAGAGGGUAGCGCGCGGGGCUCGAGCGCUGGAGUAGACAGUCUGACAGUCAGCGAGAGAUACUGGCUGCGGCAGAGGGCGGUGUAGGGCUCCAGGCAGGGCUUGAGCGGGACGAGGGGGCGGGCUCCGAGGCAGGGUAGACGCCUGGGCUGGAUGAAGUCCGAGUCUGGGAAGAGAACCGGGUUGUGGUAGGAGGAGGCGGUGAUAGAGGUGAUGCGGCUAAGCACGGGGGCGGGGCUAGCACCUUUGCCGGUUGGUGGUUGGGCGGAGGCUGGAGGGGGUGGGCCUAGGAUGCGGAGGCGUGUGGGGGCGUGUCCAUACCUGGCGGGGGCGGGGUCGGAGGCGGGCGAUUUAGAGCGCGGGGCGGUCCUGCGGGGUGGGGGCGGGGCCUGGUGGGGGCGGGGCCUGUUCGGGCCGCGGCGCGGAGCCGAGUGGGUAGCGGGGAUGCGGGGGACCAGCUGCGUGGGCGGCGGCGCCGAGAGCCCCGGUGGCGCGGGGCUGAGCGAGGGCCCACGGGGGCGUUGGCUGCGCUUGGCCCCAGUCUGCGCUUACUUCCUUUGCGUCUCGCUGGCUGCCGUGCUGCUCGCUGUGUACUACGGUCUCAUCUGGGUACCCACGCGGUCCCCCGCGGCGCCCGCCGGCCCGCAGCCCAGCGCGCCAUCCCCUCCGUGUGCCUCCCGCCCGGGCGCGCCGCCUGUCCCGGUGCCCGCCGCUGCCUCCGUCUCCUGCCUCCUAGGAGUCCCAGGCGGGCCCCGACCCCAGCUCCAGCUGCCGCUGAGCCGCCGCCGCCGCUACAGCGACCCUGGCCGCCGCCCGAGUCACCAGACAGCCAGAGAGACGCCAGAGGCCGCGGAGGGUCGAGGACCCGGGUAACUCUCCCUUCCACCCUAACCCGCAUUGCCAGCCCUCAAGAGCUCUGUGCUCCACGCCGAGGAUGCACCGUCUCCGGAUGGGUCCGGCCUCCUUUCUAAUGACAUCGCCCAGCGUCUCUGGAGCUGUCAUCCCGCGGAAUGGGGGCCCAGGGGGUGUCGGCUCGGGGCCUUGCCUCUUGCAGCUCCUCUGUGGUCAGAUCGGGUCCUCCACCAUCAGGAAGAUCCCAUUCUGAGCUCUCUCUCCUGCUCCUCUUGCUGUGGGAUGCUGAGCACAGAGCCCACAGCCCAUCUGCCUCCUCACCUCCCUGAAUCUGUGUCCAUCUGCAAUAAACCACAGCCUCAGUUGCCUCGUGCUGUGUC
Messenger RNA from Rhinopithecus roxellana (golden snub-nosed monkey), 1285 nucleotides. It is a transcript of the gene INAFM1, whose product is annotated as InaF motif containing 1. The record is from RefSeq and is a predicted model, not a curated record. Lineage: Eukaryota; Metazoa; Chordata; Mammalia; Primates; Cercopithecidae. The coding region runs from base 267 to 926 and encodes 219 amino acids. The transcript has a single exon.